AUUCAUACAAGUGUUAUUGUGUAAAUGUAAAUACAAUUAGAGUCAAUAAUAUCCUUGCUUAAAAUUUUUUUAUCUAUUAAAACUUAAAUCAAAUAACAACAAAAAAUAUAUAUAUAUUUUUAAAAGUAAUUUCUGUGAGACCUUUAUCUUUUUCGGUUAAGACUAGUUUUAAUAAUAAAAGGAAAGUUAUUAUAACAUAACAGAGAACUAAUUUUCUUUAUUUAUAUCAGUAUUGAUUGAUUUAUUAAUCAAUAAAUCACAAUGAUUGUCCGUAGUGUAAUUGUUAUAUUUGUAAUUUUUAUAUUGUCUGAUGAUAUCAGAUCAACAUUGGGUACGCAUUUAGAUCCAUCUGACACUGUUGUACAAGUUCACGUGAGUUUUCGACAUGGUGAUCGAGUAUUGGAUAUUCCCGAAUCUUAUCCAAAUGAUCCAUACAAAGAUCUUGAUUUAUAUCCCUUAUCCAGGGGUCAUUUAACAAAUAAUGGAAAACAGAGAGCGUAUAAAUUAGGGAAAAUGUUACGAACACUGUAUAAUGAUUUUUUGGGUGAUAUUUAUGAUGCUGAAAUUGUUCAAACAAUAUCAACGGAUUUUGAUCGUACGAAAAUGAGUGCACAAUUAGUUUUGGCUGGAUUAUUUCCACCAAACAAAGCUCAGCAAUGGGAUGAGGAAUUAUUAUGGCUACCAAUACCAGUUAAUUAUAUAAGACAUGAAAAGGAUACGUGGUUAAAACGGCCAAAUGAUUAUUGCAAAGCAUAUUAUGAUGAAUUAAUGAGAGUAUACCAUGAUGUCGAACCCGAAAUCUUGCAAGAAAAUAAUGAAACACUUCAGUAUAUUUCUCAACACGCAGGCAAAAAAAUGAAUUCAUUGUUAGAUGUAUUCCGAAUGCAACAAACGCAAUACUCAGAGGAACAAUUAAAUUUUACGUUACCAGAAUGGGUUAAAAAAGUAUAUCCAGAACCAUUAGGCAGUUUAGGUGCAAAACAAAUGGAAUUAGAAAAUCAUAAUACUCUAUUGAAACGAUUGAAUGGAGGUAAUAUUUUACGAAAAAUAUUGAAGAAUGCUCACGAUAAAAUUGCGGGUACAUUGGAGCCAAAAGGACGCAAAAUUUAUUUAUAUUCUGGACAUGAAACAAAUGCAGCAAAUAUUUUAAUUGCAUUGGAUAUUUGGGAUAAAACAAUUCCAUUAUUUAGUUCAGCUACAAUCAUAGAAUUAGUACAUCGAAAUUCAACUAAUGAAUAUGGAUUAAAGGUAUACUAUCAUAAUCAAAUUGCUGAGGAACCAAUACUUCUAACAGUGCCUGGAUGCGGUGAUUCAUUUUGUGAAAUAAAAAAAUUCAUAGAGGUGACCGAUGAUGUUGUCCCAAAGAACUACACUGCUGAAUGUAAUUCAUUAGUUGAUAUUGAUACAUUGCCUUGGGAAUAAAUCUCCUGGUUCCAAUUAUUGAAUUACUAUUUGAAAGUUUUUAUUUAUACUCAUUGUUGCCAUAAGAAAACUAAUAUACCAAAUUAAUGACUUCCGUAUGUAAAUAACAAAUUCUGAUUAAUUAAUAAUUUAAAAAUACAAAGUACAAAGUACUUUUGCUCUGUCUCGUUUGUUUUUCUCGAUAUCUCUCAUAGAGGAAAAUAGUUCGGUGGCAAUAUAAGAGCAAUUCAUAUAUGAGCUGUUGUUGUCACAACAUAGGAAAAGUUUAGGAAAUUACCUGGUUCUUCGAUUAUGGUGACAAAAUAAACGGAAAUAUCGAGUUU
Molecule: messenger RNA, 1745 nt
Organism: Chrysoperla carnea
Lineage: Eukaryota; Metazoa; Arthropoda; Insecta; Neuroptera; Chrysopidae
Product: venom acid phosphatase Acph-1-like
Exons: 6
Coding region: 262-1422 (386 amino acids)
Biological process (GO): dephosphorylation
Molecular function (GO): phosphatase activity
Source: RefSeq, a predicted model, not a curated record